AAUGCCAGUUGCCAUGGAGAAGAUCAAGGAACAGUUUUCUAGGCUUCAAAUAGCAAAACGGUGUUCACUAACAGAAGACCCAUCUUACUUAUUGGACAUAGAUAUUUCAAGAGGAGAAGGGAGCCAUUUAGUGGCUGUUUCCUGCUCCAAUAAAUCAAUCAGAGUUUACAACAGGGAGACACUGUCCUUGCUACAAGAAUAUAAUAGCCAUCCUGCAUUGCUAAGUGGUGUCAGAUUUGCACAUACAAAUGAAAAUAUAUUAUUUUCAGCUUGCAGUGAUGGAUCAUUGAAGUGUUGGGAUACUCGUUCAUCUGUUGUGAAGCCUGUACUGCUGUUUUGUGGCUAUCCUUCAAAUGUUUUCAUUAGCUGUGAUAUAAGCUGCAAUGACCUCAUAGUAUGUGCUGGGACAGAAAAAGUGGAAGAAGAUGCAUUCAUAACAUUCUGGGAUGCAAGAGGCUGCACAAAUAGUGUCCCUUCCAGCAAACAGCCGCUAGGUGUCUAUUCAGAGUCUCACAACGAUGAUGUUACUAAAGUAUGUUUUCAUCCCAACAAACCACAUUUGCUUGCUUCAGGCUCAACUGAUGGAUUGGUAAAUGUGUUUGAUAUUAACAAAGACAAUGAAGAAAAUGCUCUGAUUUCUACUUGUAACUCUGAUUCUUCUGUAAGUUUUAUUGGAUGGGCUGGAAAAGAUUAUUGGCAGAUUUACUGCAUGACACAUGAUGAAGGAUUUUGUUAUUGGGAUCUUACUCAGCUGGAUUCUGAAAAGUCAACUACAUUAUUGCAUAUUCCAGAUGUCAGAGAAGUAGAAAAUAUCAAACUGGAUUACUUAAUUGGUGGUGUUUAUCAUGAAAAAGUGGACAAAUUGUUUGUGGUUGGAGGGAUGUCAACAGGAAGCAUUUGUCUCAUAGAGUGUUGUGCUCAUGAGCUGAAUUCUAUGGGAAUACUUCAAGGUGGACACUCUGCUACCGUUCGUUCCUUCUGCUGGGAUAUGGUUGAUGAUUCUCUAUUUACGGGAGGAGAGGAUGCAGAGUUGUUGCUAUGGAAACCAGGAGCCAUGGAAAACGCUUUGAAUAAGAAGAUUUCUAUGAAAGUGGCAUCCUCUGUCUAUCAGCGAACAAAAGCUCAUCAACAUUCUUUGAAAAACAAGAAAAAAGUAAAGAAAUGAAGAGGGAGUUCCAUUUUUAAUACUUCUAAGAGAUGGCUGUGUGUGUGUCUGGUGUUGCAGCAGAAACAAAAAAAAAUGAAUUCUUUUAGGCAAUUGAAUGUGAUAACUGUUGCGUAGACUAGAAUCUACUUCAUUGUACACAAAAAUUUAUGCUGAAAUAAAUUUCUUUCUAUGGUGUAACAAUAAUAUUCCUGCUUGUAUGAAUUGAAUUUUCAAAAAGUUGUAGUAGUUUUAAAAGGAUGAGUUUUCAAAACUUGGACACAGUUUAUGCUUUCACCCUGAACAUGAUCUUCCAGUAUAAGAAAUGUAUACAAAAAUCUUUUACUUUAUUAUUUAUUAUUCAUAUAUGGCGUAGGGUCUGGCUACCUAUGAAACUGGCUUCAACUCAUCACAUCAUUCCCACUCAUUCAGGCAGGGAAGGCAUGCCACAGACCCCGUCAGUCAAGGAAGAGGGCCUGGUUUUGCUGCUUCCCCGCUUUGUGGAACAUCUUGCCCUCAAUUUCUUGCCCUUUCACAAAGGGUCAAAAUCUGGCUGUGUAGUCUUGUGAGGGACACAGGCCCACAGAGCCAUGGGGUUGGUCGGCCCUAUGAGAACCCCCCUGCCUAUAUUAACAACUAUUAGUCUCCCCAUCUUGGACUCUCCAUCUUUUGUAAUUUUAUAAUAUUUUACAUUGUUAAAUAUUUUAAUCUUAAAUUUUAUGGUUUUUAAUGUUUUAUUAUACUGAUUAAAUUGUACACUGCCCAGAGCCCCUCUGUGGGGGACAUGGUUGGUUAAGAAGUUUGAUGUGUAAA
Molecule: messenger RNA, 1957 nt
Organism: Protobothrops mucrosquamatus (brown spotted pit viper)
Lineage: Eukaryota; Metazoa; Chordata; Lepidosauria; Squamata; Viperidae
Gene: WDR89
Product: WD repeat domain 89
Exons: 1
Coding region: 2-1165 (387 amino acids)
Molecular function (GO): protein binding
Source: RefSeq, a predicted model, not a curated record